Eublepharis macularius is the source of this 7072-nucleotide messenger RNA. It is a transcript of the gene FHIP2A, whose product is annotated as FHF complex subunit HOOK interacting protein 2A. The transcript is spliced from 18 exons. Lineage: Eukaryota; Metazoa; Chordata; Lepidosauria; Squamata; Eublepharidae. The coding region runs from base 508 to 2835 and encodes 775 amino acids. The record is from RefSeq and is a predicted model, not a curated record.
GCCGUGGGUGGCUGCAUGCAAGGAGAUCCCUUCCUUGAAAGAUCAGUGAGAGGAUCUCCGCCUGAAGAAGCGCUCCUCACAUCACAGGGGCGCCCCUUCCUUCCCUCUGGGGUAGGAGGCUGCCUGGGCUUGUAGCGGAGGAAGGUAUUUGCAACGGGAACGGCAGAAAUCGCGGCUGCAGAACAAGCCGUGGGGAGGGUGAGCGAGAGGGGAGGGAGCAGCGGGCCAGGCGGCGUCGCUGGGGAAAGACGCUUGGCUUCCGGGCGCUGCGGCCGGGCCCGGGUGGGUGGCGGGCUCUGUCAGUGCCACGGUGUCGCUUGCUGCUGCGGAGGGUAAGAGGCGAGCGAGCGAUACAGCGGAGAAGCCUCCCAGCCUGACGUGCUUCGCCAGCCGAUCCGAUCCCAGCGGCCAGGCCCACCGCAUGCAGCCCUCACCCUGGAGCGGAGGCGGCGGAUCGAGGAGCUUUCGCGAUCCUCCCGGCAGCGGCUGCUUCAGUCUCGGGACAGGAUGUUCUCCAAGUUCACCUCCAUCCUGCAGCACGCCGUGGAGGCGCUUGCACCAUCCCUUCCACUGCAAGAAGAUUUUGUUUACCACUGGAAGGCAAUUACCCACUACUACAUAGAGACUUCUGAUGACAAAGCUCCUGUGACUGAUACCAACAUUCCAUCUCAUCUGGAGCAGAUGUUGGAUAUUUUAGUUCAGGAAGAAAAUGAGAGAGAGUCUGGGGAAACAGGGCCUUGCAUGGAAUAUUUGCUACAUCACAAGAUCUUGGAGACGUUGUACACCCUGGGCAAGGCUGAUUGUCCUCCAGGCAUGAAGCAGCAGGUUUUGUCUUUUUAUACAAAACUUCUGGGAAGAAUACGGCAGCCUCUUCUUCCCCAUAUAAAUGUUCACAGACCUGUGCAGAAAUUAAUCAGACUUUGUGGUGAAGUAUUGGCUACACCUACAGAAAAUGAAGAAAUUCAGUUUCUCUGCAUAGUGUGUGCAAAGCUGAAACAGGAUCCGUACUUGGUUAACUUCUUCCUUGAGGUGGUUCAAGAUCCUGUCUUGCACACUUCCGGGAGGCAGAACAAGCUAAAAGCACUGGCUUCAAAAAGCACAGCCAGUUUAAUUGCAGAAGACAUGCAAAAAGGCCAGGAUUUUGUGGCAACUGAUACAGGACAAUCUGUUCAGCUUGAAGAAACAGGAAGAGUGGAACAAGCAAAAAGAGAAACUGACCUUCCUCAUGUGGCAGAUGGCCUGUCCACAAGUCUGGAUGAAUUAAAUCUCCCUUCAUCCCCUGAGGCUUUGGCUGUUCAUCCACACGGGGACUAUAAUUUGGUGAAUUCUCUGCUCAAUCUCACCAAAAGUCCAGAUGGCCGAAUAGCUGUGAAAGCUUGUGAAGGCCUCAUGCUUCUCGUAAGUUUGCCUGAGCCAGCUGCUGCCAAAUGCUUAACACAGAGUACGUGCUUAUGUGAAUUGCUGACGGACAGACUGGCCUCCCUCUAUAAAGCCCUCCCUCAGUCAAUGGAUCCCUUAGAUAUCGAAACAGUGGAAGGAGUUAACUGGGGCUUGGAUUCCUACAGUCACAAAGAGGAUGCAUCUGCUUUUCCAGGGAAAAGAGCUCUGAUUUCAUUUCUCUCCUGGUUUGAUUAUUGUGAUCAGCUCAUCAAGGAAGCUCAGAAGACCACAGCCAUUGCCAUGGCAAAUUCCGUACGAGACCGUUUUUUUGUUGGUGUCAUGGAACCCCAGCUAAUGCAAACUUCAGAGAUUGGGAUUCUCACAUCAACUGCUUUGUUACAUCGUAUCGUUCGUCAAGUCACUUCAGAUGUCUUAGUGCAUGAAAUAGUUUGCUUCAUCCUUGGAGUACAAAGGGAGCCAGAAACACUGAUGGACAUCAACAGGCAUCCAUUACGACAUCGUUUAAUCGAACAUUGUGAUCACAUUUCGGAUGAGAUCAGCAUAAUGACACUCAGAAUGUUUGAGCACCUUUUGCAAAAGCCUGAUGAGCAUAUUCUUUAUAACUUGGUUCUUAGAAAUUUAGAGGAAAGAAACUACACCGAAUAUAAACCACCCUGUCAAGAAGAUAAAGAUGUGGUGGAGAACGGCCAGAUAGCGGGAGCUGUAGACCUGGAAGAAGAUCCAUUAUUUACUGAUCUUUCUCCUGAUACGAUGCUGUCAAACCAAGAGUGGCUUAGUGCUUCUCCAACUGCCAGCCCAGAACAUCUGAAAAGUGAUGGGAAGACAGAAGUUCAUAAAAUUGUAAAUAGUUUUCUCUGUCUAGUACCCGAUGAAGCCAAAUCUUCUUAUCACGUGGAGGGCACAGGUUAUGAUACCUACCUCAGAGAUGCUCAUCGACAAUUCCGGGAUUAUUGUGGCAUAUGCUUACGAUGGGAUUGGCCAGGGUCUCCGAAACCUUUGGAAAAGUGCAAUUUAGAAGCUUCAUUCUUUGAAGGACAUUUCCUGAAAGUUCUGUUUGAUAGAAUGGGCAGAAUUCUUGAUCAGCCAUAUGAUGUCAAUUUGCAAGUCACAUCUGUGUUGUCCAAGCUCUCCUUGUUUCCCCAUCCACACAUCCAUGAAUAUCUUUUGGAUCCCUAUAUAAAUCUAGCUUCAGGGUGCCGGUCUCUUUUUUCAGUGAUUGUAAGGGUUGUUGGGGAUCUCAUGGUAAGGAUCCAGCGCAUACCUGAUUUCACACCUAAACUUCUGCUGGUCAGGAAGCGUCUCCUUGGCUUAGAACCUGAAGGUCCUAUUGUUGACCACAUGACGUUACUAGAAGGUGUCAUUGUGCUAGAAGAGUUUUGUAAAGAGCUGGCUGCAAUUGCAUUUGUGAAAUACCAUGCAUCAUCAACGCCAUAAGUAUCUACUCUUAAGUGUCCAACUAGGAGGUUGUCUUAUAUUUCAAUCAGAAAAGACUCAUAACUAUCCCCAAGGAAAAGAAGAAGAAAAAAACAGUGUUUUUAGAAGACUUGUAUGGGGCACAUUCAAAUUAUACUGCUGUUUAUUAAUUCAUUGGCAUGACUAUAUGGAAAUGAAAAAUGAACAUUUUAACCCACAACACAAUCAGAAAGAUGCAUCAGUUGAAUAGAAUACUUUCAAUGAGGACACAUCAGGAUUUCAAUUGAAGAGUACUCUUAUUUUUAUGUACUUCUAGCAGUUUUAUGUACUUUUGAGUUCAUAGGGGUUUUUUUUAAAAAAAGUUUUGCCUAAUAGCUAAGGUGUGUGUUACCCCUUGAAAUGAAAACCAGCAAGUGAGUCAAUCUUUUUACAGUAUUUAAAACAAAGCAGAAAAGAAAUAGAGGCUGCAAAUGCACACACAGCUACGAUACUUUUUUUUUGCAAAACAUUUUAUGUUGUCUGAAUCCUUUAUCCACUGUGUUGUUUGACUCUGUUACUGAUGUAUUACAUUGGAGUAACAGGUGGCCACAGGUAUACUUAAGUAUUGGUUUUCCUCAAAUCCCUAUUUUUACUCCUUUGUUAUGCUGCAUAAUUUAAUUUGCCUUCUGUUUUGUAUUGAACCCUAGCCUGUAUGAUCCAAAUGUAUGUUUACACAAAUGCUAGUAGUAAUACAAGUCAUUUGACAAGUUUUUUUUAAAAAAUUUCCUCUAAAAUUAAUUGGUUGAAAUGUAUUUGUGCCUUGAUGAUUGACAGUAUCAAUGUUUUGUGGUUUUAGAAACCCGUUAUCGCUUAUCUAAUAUGAAUGGUUGUAGCAUCCAGGCCAAGCAAUGUCUGAUAUUGUAUAUGGAGCUAAAUUCUUUAUAAGCUGUUGCAUGCUUUGGGUUGUGAAUUUGUGAUGUUACUCAUCACUGCCAGCUGUGACCUUCAGACCAGUAUACUGUCUUCCCUGAGAUGUAACGAGAAACAGAGGAGUGGAAGCCAUGUGUGAAGAGGUUGAAUGGGACUAAGUUGUUUGUUUAGGUGGAAGGGCACAGCAAUGAUUGACUGACUGUCCCAUUUUAGUUCAUAGAGCUGCCAGUGUAAUUGUAGCUUGUAUUUCAGCUAGCUAUUGCUGCUCAGUGAAGAGUACGCACUGCUCGAUGGGGAGGUGAGGGAGAUUAGAUGUAUUCUUUAGUCUGUUUGCUGGUUCUGAAAUUGUAGUGCUCUCUGUACGAAAGAGGAGGGACAACCCUAGUCACUAAUACAAAGGAGCUUGAACCUUUGUUCACCAAUUUGUCUAUUGAGAAAAUACCAUGGGAGCAACAGAGCUGAAUUUAAUCCUUAAAUAAUUGUUCUGGUUAUCCAAUUUAUAAGUAUGUUAGGAUAAUUUUAAAUUCAUACUUGUUGCCUACUUAAGAUCUUUUUGGGAUCAGCUACAAUGGGAUUGAGUUUUGUAUCAAUGAUGUCCUGAACUCUUGCUUGUCCUGCAACAAGGCUGAAAAGUAAGCUCUGAAUUUUGACCCCUCCUGGGAUAGGAUAGGAAGGGACCUCCCUUCCCACCCUAGGGACCUCCAACCCUCUAGAAACUAGCUGUUAAAGAGCAAGCAAUUAGUACGUCAAAUCAUGAAGGACAAGUGUUGAAAAGUAGCAUAAUUUGGAAUAAAUGGAUUAAAGGCCCUUUCCUUCACAUGGGACUCUCAUGGGGACACACUAAAACAGAAUUAAAAGCCGUACAGGAAUAGAAAGGAUAGUUCUUAUUACAGGAGAAGCUUGGCCCAGGAGCAGCCCGGCCUUACAGAUUCUCAAAUGCCCCUCUGCUCAACAAGGUAAUAGUCUCCCUGGCAGGAAUCAGUACACAGUGGAGCAUUUUUGUUCACCAGAGCUACAGAAUUUGACUUUCAAAUUCAGAUCAAGAAAGUAAAGACAAAUAAGGGAUCAGCUCCUUUCCUGAGCAUCUGAUGGAUAUUAGGAAGGAAGUAAACGACAUCGGGUAUGGGAGUUGGCCCAUCUGAAAGCUUCUAAGCAAGUACACAGGCAGCACAACCUAUUUGGUCAGAUGCAAUGGUGAUUAAUGCACAUGGCUGUCAAUCUAGAUCUUUUUAGUAAACCAGUACUUCAGGAGAUACCUAAAAAUCAACUGCGUAUUUAAGUUCUGGACAAUGGUCCUGAGCUAUGUGAUACGAGGUCAAAUGUUUGAGCUCUUUCUUCAUUGUUUGUGGUAGAUUUUAGGCUGAAAUCUGUAACCAGAUUAUUAUAGGGAAAUUACACUGAAGUUGAUUAGAUUUAUUCAACAGUUCUCCAAAGUAAGUGGAGAAAGUAAUUUUUAAAGUAAUACUAUUGUCACUCUCUUAAGAAAAACUUAAUAUUUAGAGCAGUCCCAUGUACUUAUGUUAGAUGUAAACGGGGAAGAAGUUAACUGUUCAGAAGUAUACAGAAAUGAUUCUUUAAACAAUAUAGUCUUCUAAUCCAUUGCAAUGCUUAACUUAUAUAACCAUUCAAACCACAUUAGAUUCAAAUUUUCAUUUUUUUUCUUUUAAGGGAUAUAGUGAUUUGUUCAAGCAGAGUAACUGUAACAUGAAGGUUGGCUUUGCUUUUAUCUGGGCUUGUUUUCACAGGUAUGCAUAUUAAUAGAGAGGGAGAAUUUACUUUUAAUAUGCUUGUGUUCAAUAUAUGCGCAGUUUGUCAGUAAACCCCAGUGGUGUCAUUUUAAGACACCAACAAUUUCCCAUAACUUUUAAAGAAGGGAAUCUGUUUGUCAUGAUGUGUGUCACAGCACCAGGAAAAGCUUGAGUCCUUCCUCCUGGCGUGAAUUGUUUUUAUGAUCCUGUAAAUUAUAGCUGCAACCUUUUAUUUUUGUAAAAAUUGUUGGAUUUUCCUUCCAAAAAGAAAACAGUUUAACUUUUAUAUCAUUCUUUUUUGAUGCACUUUUAUUUUAAAGGCUAGUUGAGUCUUUGCUAUGCAUGUUGUAACCACCCCCAUUCUGGCUAGUGUGUUUGAUUCUCUGUAUGUGUAGAUGCAUGUGUGGUUAUUUAUUACCGAACAGUGAACACUGGAGAACAUACAACAUGAUCUCCAAAAAUAUUGAGCAACCACCAUUUGCCAAGGUGUUAAUGGUAACUACUGGCUCCUCAGUACCAUAAAAUAUACAAAGAAUAGUGUUUAUGUAUGUGAAUGGAUGGGAAAAGCUGGAAUCUUUUGGUUUCUAAAACACAGAUCCAGUUUUUAUUUUUACCAUGAUGCACACUUGUGUAAAUAAACCUUUUCAUCUUCCCACCAACUAUUGUAUAUAUUUGAUUUAGAUUCUGUUGUUGGAAACUUUUAUGAUAAGAAACAUGCCACAUCUGAUAGAAUGGCCAUUUCUUCUUUGUCUACUUUUCUUGUGGUUAUUGUCAUCUACCUACAACUCUGACCUUCCCUAUGUAGCAAUCUGAUAUUAUAGUAUUUUAUCAGUGCAAUAUGGGAGCUGUAAUACAAGACACAGCUUCAGCCUGGUUGUACAUUACCUGUUUACGUGUGUAUAUUUGUAUACUAAUGGACUGAAAUCCCGCUUGCAACAUGACCAGUGCAAAGAUUGUAACACUAAGUUCUACAGGACACAGUAAUCAUGGCAUUUCUUUGUAAAUGCAUGACAGCAGCUCAACAUGAGCUGUUGAACGCAGCUAAUUCCUCUCAUUUAACUUGGCAAGAGCAAAUGUAAAGUACACUGUGAAAGUUACACGGUUACUGUUACUCUCGACUGAAUGAAAAAUUAAAAUCUGCAUCUCUCAACAAACACACCUGUACAACCAUGAUUAAUAAUUCUUGUGUCCUGUUAUCUAGUGCUACAGAGUCCCUCUUUUAUACACACACACACGCUCUUGUUUUUUCCUCUUGUGUUGUUUACAUUAAACAGAAGACGUUAGUAAACUUUUUCUAUUGAACUUUGUGCAUUUUGCUUGCUAACAAUGUUUACCAAGAUGUAAUUGACCCAUGGAGAACAGUUGGAACAGCCGUGUUACAGUACAAACAGUGAUAACUUGUAUAGAGAACAGCGCAAGCAAAUUCAGGUGUAGUUAAAAAGCAUGCAUGAAGGAUUAAAGGGAUAUUCUUAAAAAUAAAUUAAUAUAAUUUAAACAAAAUGAUUCUUUAUCUUUUUAGACUUCUGUGUGUGUUUUAAAAGCCUGUUUUAGAGGAAAAUGCCUGAAUCUAGGACCAAAGGGACAAGAUUUAACACUUGUAC